This is a messenger RNA of Thlaspi arvense, 1286 nucleotides long. NCBI's taxonomy places the organism in Eukaryota, Viridiplantae, Streptophyta, Magnoliopsida, Brassicales, Brassicaceae. The record is from the annotation of a GenBank genome assembly.
UUUUUGCAGGUAACCGCUGCACUGCAUGACCAAACACCUUAGUCAGAUCAGCAGCUUGCCGAGCUAUUGGUGUAAUUUCAUGUUUUCCAGAAACUUCUUUAAGUGCGGGGAUGUAUGAAAAUUUUAUCUUAGCUGUUGAAGCGAACACCCGCGAUCCCUUGAUCUCGGUGCGUAUAACAGCAUCCUGGUCUUUGGCCAAUUUAUGCGAAGCUCUGCGUUACCGUAUCGGUGAUAGGUCCUUUGAAGGAUCAAAUACAACUUCACAAGUUGUGGACACACUAAUAGAAUGUGCUUUGCGCCUUACCGAGGAUGGGGACAAGGUCAAAGCCAAUGCAGUUCGGGCACUGGGGAGUAUCUCAAAAUAUGUAAAAUUGCAAUACCAGACAAGUAACCACGAGGUUUUACCUUUGCACCAUCACCAUUUAUCUUGCGUGGUAGAUUCAAGCUGGUUGGAGAGGACCGUGCAAGCAUUUAUUUCCAGUGUUACUACUGGUAAUGUUAAGGUUCAAUGGAAUGUGUGUCACGCGUUAAGCAAUUUGUUCUCCAAUGAGACAGUAAAACUGCAAGAUAUGGAUUGGGCUCCAAGUGUUUUUAGUAUUCUACUAUUGCUGCUCCGUGAUGCUUCAAACUUAAAAAUAAGAAUACAAGCGGCUGCCGCUUUAGCUGUUCCAGCAACCCCACUUGCUUAUGGGAGAUCAUUCCUUGAUGUUGUAAAAGGUGUGGAACAUACUUUACAGAGUCUGAAUUCCGACAGAGAGACGACUCCAACAAAUUUCAAAUAUAAGAGAUCGCUAGAGAAUCGGUUAACCUCAACCAUGCUGCAUCGCUUGAGCCUAGUUUCGAGCUGUCAUUGUGAUGCGUUGACAGAUUUUCUCCUAAAAAAAGCCUCUUUUCUAGACGAGUGGUUGAGAGGAUUGUGUGUGACAUUGAAGGAGGAAGACAACGCAUCUCGAUCAAGCGACACAAGCACUUCGGGUGAGAAGCAGAAGAAAGAGUUGAUCUCUAAAGCUAUACAGUCACUCGCCAGAAUCUUAGGGGCUGGAUAUAUCCCUGAGAUGGCUCUAAAGUUGCAAGAGUUAGAUAGCAAUGUGAAUUGACUUUAGCUGGCUAUGUUUUCGGGUUUGUCUUGGCACAGUAAUUUGUAACACAAAUGACUGUACAUUACCUCCAUCAAAGAUGCUUACUAGUUUUGUAAUGGUUCAGCUAAACAUUUAAUUGUCUCAUCAUUCACUUUUUAUAGCAAAUAUUGUGUUGAUGUCUGUAAUUACGUUUAUAGUAUAUAUAUA